GGAACGUCUGUUCUUGUUUUUAUACUGCUCUUCCACUACAAUUGACGACUUAAGUGCUGAACACAUAGACGACGGCAAGCGACGAGCGACAUCUGUCAAAUAUUAAAAUACAAGCGUUCUUAAGGGCACAGCUUUUUAGACAACAGCACGACUUUGCCACAAAAAGGUUGAAGUCUCCGCUGUCGCCAAAUUAGAAAUGUUUCUAAUUUUGCCAACGACAAUGGCCGCUGUAGAGCUGUCACUAAUAUGUGAAUUGUAAAAUUAUUCAAAGUUCUAACAAGUAUGACGUUAUUUUGUCAGCAGAAGCGUAAAAUAGCUUUGAUAUAUCAUUUAUAAUAACAAUCGAUUAUUUAAAACAAAUAAAUCGACCUAUUUUUACUUUUUUUUUGUACAAAUAAUUUCAUUUUAAACUAAAUAUGUAAAUUUUAUUGCAGUGAAAGGCUUCAGUAAGGCAACACGACGUAGCGACGGCUGUUCACAAAUGUCGCUUUGAAGCCAGCGUCUUGAACAUUUUGAAGACGGCAGCGACAUAUCAAACAGUAAUUUCAUUGUUGCACUAACAUCUUUCACUUCAAUAAAAUUUACAUAUUUAGUUUAAAGUGAAAUUAUUUACGCAAAAAAUGUAAACAUUGUCGAUUUAUUUGUUUUAAAUAAUCGAUUGUUAUUAUAAAUGAUAUAUCAAAGCUAUUUUACGUUUCUACUGGCAAAAUGACGUCAUACUUCUGAGAACUUUGAAUAAUUUUACAUUUCACAUGUUAGUGGCAGCUCUACAGCGGCCAUUGUCGUCGGCAAAAUUAGAAACAUUUCUAAUUUGGCGACAGCGAAGACUUCAACCCUUUUGUCGAGAAGUCGUGCUGUUGUCAAAAAAUCUGUGCCCUUAAGAACGCGUGUAUUUUAAUAUUUGACAGAUGUCGCUCGUCGCUUGUCGUCUUCUAUGUGUUCAGCACUUCAUUCUUGAGAACAAGCGAAAACAAAUCAGUUGCUGUCUGAAUUUUGAACAAGCAACACGUUACUCCAGGGAUAAAGGUACAAACCCAAUGCUGGCUGGCUUUGCUGGCUUUGCUGUGGGAACUGUCAAAACUGAAUAGAACUAUACUACAGCACAUGAAAAGAGACCAAAUGCAGCUUUGCUUCAAGCGCUUGAAGUUUCAAAUAGCUCUAUGUUCUAUUUUCCAGCGCUUUUGUCGCUUUUGACAUAUAAUAUUUUAACCAAGGAUGCCAGUCGGUAUCUUUUUUCUACAUUGGCGCAUCAUUUUUUAUCACAUUUGUGUAUUUUAGCCUUUUACGAAACUUUUAAAUAUUUAACAUACAUGUACAUAUAUAAUAAUAAUAAAACGUUUGACAAAAAAUUUGUUCAAAUGAAAUUUAAAAAUAUAAUUAAAAUAUUUUUUUCAACGUUUUGGUCCGUAAGAUAUUAAGUGGCAAUCGUGAUUGUGACAUCUCUGUCUUUUGGUUUGUUUGAAUGAAAAUUGCGCAGUUUAAAAAUGUUUUGUAGUUGGACAGAUAUUUUCAAAUUAAAAAUGUUCGAAGAAAUGCUUAUUAGCGAAAUAGAAAAAAAUAAAUGCAUCUGGGAUAAAACUCAGUUGUGUUACCGGGACAAAAACAAAAAAGACCAAGCUUGGCGAGAUGUUUGUGCUGUUGUCGGAGAGUCGGAGGCUGACUGUCGCAAAAGGUGGAAGUCUUUGCGUGACCGAUUCGCCAUAGAAUUAAAAUUGCAGCACCAGCCCAGUGGAAGUGCUACUGCUUUUAAGAAGAACUGGCCAUAUUUCGACCUCUUAGUAUUUUUGAAAAAAACUGUCGCACCUAGAAACACAACAACCAAUGUUAUUAGUGAAACCGAAAUAGAAUCAUCAUUUAGUUUUGACAUCAACGAAAGUGGGGAAAUCAUUUUGGAUAAUGAAGAAGAAAAUGCAGUGCCAGUUCCACCUAAGAGGAAGAAGAAAAAAGAAGACCUGGACUACAAUUUAAAUUCGUUGGCUGAAAAUGUUAACGAUUUUUUGAAAACACAAAAGCCUCAUGAUAAUAUCUUGGGUGCCAUUGGCGACAUUUUCGAAAAAGUGCCUGAACAUCAACAGUUGACAUUUAAAUUUGAUGUUCUGCAAUAUGUUCACCAAAAAUUUAAAUAUUUAAAUGUAAAUUAAUAAAACUAAUGAUUA
This is a messenger RNA of Zeugodacus cucurbitae (melon fly), 2156 nucleotides long. RefSeq lists its product as uncharacterized. The record is from RefSeq and is a predicted model, not a curated record. NCBI's taxonomy places the organism in Eukaryota, Metazoa, Arthropoda, Insecta, Diptera, Tephritidae. The coding region runs from base 1485 to 2141 and encodes 218 amino acids. Gene Ontology annotation, biological process: regulation of transcription by RNA polymerase II. Gene Ontology annotation, cellular component: transcription regulator complex; nucleus. The transcript has 3 exons.